This is a messenger RNA of Beta vulgaris subsp. vulgaris (sugar beet), 1387 nucleotides long. Its product is annotated as ATP-dependent Clp protease proteolytic subunit-related protein 4, chloroplastic. The record is from RefSeq and is a predicted model, not a curated record. Bases 103 to 1008 code for a protein of 301 amino acids. Gene Ontology annotation, molecular function: ATP-dependent peptidase activity; ATPase binding; serine-type endopeptidase activity. Gene Ontology annotation, biological process: protein quality control for misfolded or incompletely synthesized proteins. The transcript is spliced from 8 exons. Lineage: Eukaryota; Viridiplantae; Streptophyta; Magnoliopsida; Caryophyllales; Amaranthaceae. Gene Ontology annotation, cellular component: endopeptidase Clp complex.
UUACUGGGUCGGAUUCAUAACAGAGGCCUUCUCUCUAUCUUCUUCUUGGAGAGUUGAUUUCUUGCAACUUUCUCUUUCUCUUUCUUUCUCAUCUGCACAACAAUGGCGGCAUCAAUGGCGUCUUCUCAUUCUCUCCUUACCACCCGAAUAUACUCCUCAUCUCCUCCAACUCACUCCAAACCAACUAACACUGCCACCACUUCGUUUCGCUCCCCUUCUCUUAAAGCAUCUCUUUCCACCAAUUUUCUCUCUCCUUUCGUCGGCGGCAGCGUUGCCGGCGACUUUUCCGGCAACAAAAUUCGACCUCAUUCUCUCACCACCCCCAACUCUCGCCCGAAACGCGGCGUUGUCACCAUGGUCAUACCUUUCUCUAGAGGAAGUGCUUGGGAGCAACCACCGCCAGAUCUGGCUUCUUACUUGUACAAGAACCGGAUAGUUUACUUAGGCAUGUCUCUUGUGCCUUCUGUGACUGAGCUGAUACUUGCAGAAUUUCUAUAUCUUCAAUAUGAGGACGAGGAGAAGCCAAUUUAUCUUUACAUCAAUUCUACUGGAACUACAAAGGGUGGCGAGAAAUUGGGUUAUGAAACAGAGGCAUUUGCAAUAUAUGAUGUUAUGAGGUAUGUUAAGCCACCUAUUUUUACUCUCUGUGUUGGCAAUGCUUGGGGUGAGGCGGCCUUGCUUUUGGCUGCUGGUGCAAAGGGUAACCGGGCUGCCCUGCCAUCCUCUACCAUCAUGAUGAAACAGCCAAUUGCAAGGUUCCAAGGUCAAGCAACUGAUGUUGAACUUGCUAGGAAAGAAGUAAAGAAUGUGAAGGCAGAAUUGGUCAAGCUGUAUUCAAGACAUAUCGGAAAACCUCCUGAAGAGAUUGAGGCUGACAUUCGACGCCCAAAAUAUUUUAGCCCUAGUGAAGCUGUUGAAUAUGGUAUCAUUGAUAAGGUUCUCUACAAUGAAAGGAGCACAGAGGACAAAGGAGUUGUUGCAGACUUGAGGAAAGCGCAGUUCAUUUGAAUUUCUAAAGAUCAUCAAAUGUUGGUCAUGACUAUGUUCAGGAAACGAGCUUGUUCGGACUAUCAAGUACCUGCUUUUUCAUGGAGAAGACUUGCCAUAUGUAUAAUCUCUCCUCCUACAUAAUGGAGCACUCUAUAGACAUUGUAAACAGUAUUCCAGUUACUUGAUGACGAAAGUAGUACACGUUUAACUGAGAAAAGGGUGUACUGUGUAACUCUAGCUAUCUGUAAGGAAGAUGUUGCCAAAUGAAGAUUAUGUAUAUUUUCUGGUGCAGAAUCACAUAAGAUAGGCUGGUGAGAUGUUGAUAAAUGUUAAAAAUGAUUUUAUUUUUGAGCAUUGGAGUUGUCUAUAAUGAAUACAUACGGUAUUUUCAUUCUUA